GUUGUCAUGCUUAGAGCUCGCGGGGAACGAACCGAGAUUGCUGGUUUCCCGAUUCGCGCUCGCGACAUAGUCGCUUGAAAGGAGCAGGCUCUCCCGUCGCCGGACCGGAAUUCAUGAUCAAGCAGCGAAUGGAUAAGAGCUGACAGGAUCUUACCGUUUCACGACCGCAGCAAUCCGCGCAGUCGUUCACAUCGAACGUUGAACGCGAUGGCGAGAAGCAAGAAAACACCGAAAAAACUCAGAGUGUACCUGCGGGUAGGCCAACACGGAAACGUUUUGAAGAACCUCCGAUGGCGGAAGCUCCUUCCGACGGAGAGUCGCUUGGAGAAACCUCAGCCGAAGAACAGGCGGAUCUUGACGGUUCAGAGACGCCCGUCGAACCCUCUACCACGGGGCAGGCUCAGGUCUCGACUGAGCCGAAGCUCGGCAAAUCCUUCAACCGUACCCAGAAGUUCAUAUUCCUUGCUUGCAUGGUUGGAUACUUGAACUCCAUGAUUGCAUCGACUUUGUUCGAGAACGAUUCCUUCUUCAGCCACCUCUCGGAACUAGAGCGUGAGAUGACGUUCCGCACCGAGAUGGGUCUCUACUAUUCGUAUUUCAAAAGGUUCACCGAGGCCCCCGACACCGUCACUGCAUUCCAAGAGCUCAUCUGGGACAAUCGUACGGAAUACCCGGGUACGAUCAAUGUCAUCAAAAGAUUCAACAUUUACCCUGAAAUCGUCAUGGGGGUCGCGUACAGGGCGGCCUCCUUUGUGUCGGAUUUUCUUGGAAUGGACGCGAAAGACUGCUACACAGUGGUGCGAGGAGAGGAGCGAUCAUCUGUCUAUAGUUGCACCGGACUCGGCGAUCCCGCAGUCUUCUACACGACUUUAGUUCAUUGGUGGAACUUCAUAAGCGGAGUGUCAAUCGCCGGUCUGGCUGCUCUGCUCAGCAAUUCUUUCCUCGGCACCUUGCUCUGCGCCGCCCUGUACUUUUUCAAUUUCGAUCAAGCAACCCGAGUCCAAUGGACCCCACCUCUCCGUGAGAGUUUCGGGUAUCCUUUGCUGAUUGCACAGAUAACCCUCACUAGCUAUACCAUUCGAGAAAGAGCCAAACCCAUCCAUCCUUUCAUCUACGUACUGAUCUCAACGAUGUGUUUGCUCUGCUGGCAAUUCUCCCAAUUCGUUUUCACUGCUGAGAUCGCGUGUCUAUACGCAGUAUAUAUCUUCCACGAGAGGAUAAGCAAGACACUAAUGCAGUACAUUGCCUGCAUGCAUCUCUGUGCGAUAUCCAUAGCGUAUAUUUUCCUGUGCUUCAACGACAUGCUGCUAUGCUCCCUCUAUGCAGCGAUCGUCGUAGUGACCAUCAUUUGCUCUGAGGCACAAUUAUUCUCGAAGUGGAGGCUGGUGAGAAUAAGAAUGCUGUUGCAAAUGGGCGUGCUCUUGUUGACGACACUCGGAGUGAAAAUGCUGCUUGCAUACUUGUUAAAUUCCAACGAUGACGGUCACAUAUUCUACCUUUUGGCAUCCAAGAUCUCAGAUUAUCGCAAUUUCGAUACGAUGCUCUAUACUUGCGCUCCGGAAUUCGACUUCCUGAAGUUGGACUACGUCAAGAACUUAUCCCUCACCGUAGGCGCCAGCCUUCUAAUGAUGCUCGGGGUCUGCGCGUGGGCUCUGUAUCAGGGAGUGAAAUUCCCGACGGACAUAAUCUACAACUUCUAUCAAUGCACCGCGUUCGGAGCCAUGGCGUUCACUUUCAUGCGUUUGAAAGUUCUCCUCACGCCCCAUCUGUGUAUUAUGUCUGCAAUAGCUCUUAGUCCGAAACUUUUACCCAAUAAGGAUGCUCGACGCGCGAUCGCCGCCUGUGUGUUCGCGGUCACGCUGCUACCGGGGAUGCAUUCGAUCUACCAUCAGCAUUCACAUCAAGGAGAAUACAUGAACAGCGACCUCGAGGAACUCAUGUACUUCAUUAAUGACUUCGCCGAGCCGAACGACAGUUUUGCAGGACCGAUGCCCCUCAUGGCGAACAUCCUGCUAUCCACCGGCAGACCGAUCAUCAAUCAUCCCCAUUACGAGAACGCGGCACUCCGCAAUAAGACGAAAUCCGUCUACACGUUACUCUCGCGGAAACCGUUGGCAGAAGUCCACCAAAACCUCAAGAAUCUUCAAGCUCGUUUCGUGAUCAUCCCUCGCGCCUGGUGUCUCGGGAAAUUCCGCAAUGGCUGCUCGCUCACCGAGAUCUGGGACGAACUCGACCCUGACAAUCGCGGCAAGCCCCUGGUCUGUCAGCGAUUGCUCAGGGAGGACACGGAAGGGCUCUUCGAGGAGAUCUUUUCGAACGAGGAAUACUCAAUGUUCUCUCUUGGGGAGGGUGGCGCUCAAUAUCCGCCAAGGAGAGUCCCGCGGAACAUAUAGGGAUGAUGCGAUGAUGGUCUCCAUUGAAAUUCGCCGCCGAGGCGCCGCGCCGCUGCGAUUCUAUUUAGCAUAGCCCGCAUUUUUGGUCAAGGUGCGAGAAUCU
Molecule: messenger RNA, 2496 nt
Organism: Galendromus occidentalis (western predatory mite)
Lineage: Eukaryota; Metazoa; Arthropoda; Arachnida; Mesostigmata; Phytoseiidae
Product: probable C-mannosyltransferase DPY19L1
Exons: 2
Coding region: 291-2393 (700 amino acids)
Cellular component (GO): nuclear inner membrane
Molecular function (GO): mannosyltransferase activity
Source: RefSeq, a predicted model, not a curated record